Molecule: messenger RNA, 1496 nt
Organism: Oncorhynchus masou masou (cherry salmon)
Lineage: Eukaryota; Metazoa; Chordata; Actinopteri; Salmoniformes; Salmonidae
Product: growth arrest-specific protein 7-like
Exons: 11
Coding region: 101-1417 (438 amino acids)
Biological process (GO): actin filament polymerization; neuron projection morphogenesis
Cellular component (GO): cytoplasm; actin filament; plasma membrane
Molecular function (GO): actin filament binding
Source: RefSeq, a predicted model, not a curated record
UCUAAAAGAGCCUUGUCCCACUCAAUGGUCACUGUGACUAGUUAACGGACACUUCUCUCAUUUGGCUAUUUGCUUCCUUACGACGUAGUCUUAGCCCAACAUGAAGCCAGCGGCCACCAGCCCUGCACCGGGGGAUGAGAGUAAGAGUGUCCCUCUUCCCCAAGGCUGGAGAUGUUACAAGUCACCUGAGGGAUGCAGGUACUACGUCAACACCGGCAGCAAAGAAACAACAUGGGAACGGCCGUCUGCUACUUAUGGAACCCCAGUGAGACCACCGGCACAAAGAAACUCCUUACCAGAAGCCAAUGGAACACCUUAUACCACGGGAAGUGCUAUGCAUCCCACGGACACCCCUGGCGUGCCCCUACGGAGAGCCGCUAUGGACAAACAGGUGAGACUUUCAACGCAGCACUGCAGUCUGCAACUAACGGGAGAAUACAUGGACAGAUCUGGGCCAUAUGGGCAGCUGAGAUUUGGACCAGAGAAUCUUUAUAGCUCAAACUGGGAGAACUGGGUAUCCUGGGUUUCUGGGAAAGUCCGCUGGCUGGAUCGCCACGCUCCGAGCAGCCCGGACACAUCGGUAGGUGCUGGUCAACGGCGCCAUGUUUCGGAGGAGGAAGACUCGGGUGACAGCCUCGUCACGCUCCUAGGACUACGACCAACCGCCUCCACCCCCUCCCUCCACUCCACACAUCCCCCUCCAUUCUCCCCAGCCCCUUACUCACCCCCCCCACCACCACCACCACCACCCCCACCCCACCCCACCCCAGUGACGUGUCUCCACUCGACUCACCACGUCAGGCAGGCAGCAGGCUGUGAGAGGCAGCCUCAGUUGCAGGAGAAGGGUUUCCCCGUGAUGAUGGAGGCGGCCAGCUUUGACACCGAGGAGAGCUUUGACGUUGACGAUGCCUCCUGUCUCUCCCAACAGAACCCGGGGAACAAUUCGCCAGCUAAGAGGCAGAACAAGGAGAUCAAGGAGACCAAGAUAACAAUCAACUGCGUCACCUUCCCGCUGCCCAGUGUGAUGCCAGAUCAACCCGAGCAGCAGCUACUGAAGCCCAAUGAGUGGAGCUACUGUGACUACUUCUGGACUGACAAGAAGGACCCCCAAGGGACCCCCUCUGUGGGCGGCUUUGAGGUGCUGCUGCAGAAACAGCUCAAGGGCAAACAGAUGCAGAAAGAGAUGGCUGAGUUCGUCCGGGAGAGGAUAAAGAUUGAAGAUGAAUACUCUAAGAACCUCUCCAAGCUCUCCCAGAGCCCCUUGGCUGCUCAGGAGGAAGGAACCCUUGGGGAAGCUUGGGCCCAGCUGAAGAGGAGUUGUCAUGACGAGGCUGAAGUCCACCUCAAGUUCUCCAAUAAGGUAGCCUACUGUCUUUCUGGAAGAUAUUGUGGAUGUUAUAGAUUGCAUGUACUGUAACAGACCAAGAAAAUUCUACAAUCUCCAUGUGAACUGACGGAAGUAGACAACAUCCAUGCUUCACUCAUACCUUCAAUAA